Molecule: messenger RNA, 1953 nt
Organism: Scomber scombrus (Atlantic mackerel)
Lineage: Eukaryota; Metazoa; Chordata; Actinopteri; Scombriformes; Scombridae
Product: monocarboxylate transporter 7-like
Exons: 6
Coding region: 160-1953 (597 amino acids)
Biological process (GO): transmembrane transport; monocarboxylic acid transport
Molecular function (GO): monocarboxylic acid transmembrane transporter activity
Source: RefSeq, a predicted model, not a curated record
CUCCCUGUGUGGACGUGUGCACGUGACGUGAGAGUAUGUGUGCGUAAAGUUCAGUCGUUCAUUCAAGGCGCGCGACUCUGGCGGGAUUACAGCGGCAAUAGUCGCGCGAGGGAAGGAUUGUUCCCGUCUGAAACUACACACAGGUGAGACGGACAACACAUGGCACUGUGUGGACUCAAGGGUCCACGUUUCUUGGGACCCAAUGUGUACCCACAGGCCCCUGAUGGAGGCUGGGGAUGGGUGGUGGCCGUGGCGUUUUUCAUGGUGGAGGUUUUCACCUAUGGUACCAUCAAGAGCUUCGGCAUCUUCCUGCAGGACCUGAUGGAGCAGUUUGGGGAGACCAACAGUCGAGUCUCCUGGGUUGUUUCCAUCUGCGUGUUUGUCAUGACUUUCAAUGGUCCUCUCUCUUCUGUGAUGACCAACCGCUUUGGGUUCCAACCUGUUGUAAUGAUUGGAGGAUUACUUAUUUCCUCGGGUACCAUUGCCACAAGCUUUACCACUUCCAUCAAUCAGAUGUACAUCACCUACGGGUUAGUUUCAGGUAUGGGCUACUGUCUGACCUUCCUGCCAACUGUGACAAUCCUGUCCCAAUAUUUUACCCAUCGACGGUCUUUGGUCAUAGCCAUUGCUUCGACUGGAGAGUCCCUGUCCAUGUUUGCUCUUGCACCAUCCUUCUCUGCAUUGAGGGACCAUAUUGGUUGGCGGCAUACCAUGGCAGUAAUAGGAGCUUUGCAAGCCACCAUCAUCAUCUGUGGUGCUCUGCUUCGGCCAAUCAUUAUCAAACCCAGAGCAACCCACGAAACAGAGACUGACAGAAAGGAGUGGGAAGUCCUUAGUACACAGGAAAACGUAGAGGACACAAACCCAGGCGACUCUAUGAAAAACAAGACAUCAUUUGAACCAAAUACCUCCCACAGUCUGGAAAAUGAAUUAACCAGAGACUCUGUGAGCACUGGAGACACUGGUGUCCAGUCUCUCAAAGACACAGAUGACAGCAGCCCAGAGGAGACUUUACUGCAGAAGGAAGCAAGGUUAGAGACAGAACAGAAAAAUGCAGAAAACAGUAAAGCAGACAUUACAGUAUCUGAGAUUGAGGUGAUAAGGAACGGAGAUUCAGAGAAACAAGUGGAAAAAGACCAGGAAAAGGAAUCGGGAGAUGAAAAGCUGUCUGCAAAGAGCUCUAAACUUCUAGAUUUCUCCAUCCUCAGAGAGUGCAGCUUCAUCUGCUACUCUCUCUUCGGAAUGUUUGCUACACUCGGCUUCUUUGCCCCUCAACUCUACAUCAUCGAGCUUAGUGUGAGUCGAGGUGUAGAGAGGGACCGUGCCUCCUACAUGCUCUCUAUCAUGGCUGUGGCUGAAAUCUUAGGCCGUUUCUCAAUCGGAUGGAUCCUAAGCCGAGAUCGGUUCAGGAAAAAGAAGCUGCUGGUCAUUCUGGCAUGUGUACUUAUAAUGACUGUGGAUCUAGUGGGAUUUGCUUUGGUCACAGAGUUCUAUGGCCUGACUGUGUGCUGUGCUUUGUAUGGGUUUUUUAUGGGGACCCUAGCAUGCACCCACAUCCCCUUGCUGGCUGAGGAUGAUGUGGUAGGCAUAGAGAGGAUGUCUUCAGCUGCUGGUGUCUAUGUGUUCAUACAAAGCUUUGCUGGGCUGGCUGGACCCCCACUUGGAGGUGUGCUGGUGGAUGUGACAAAGAACUACGGAUCAGCCUUCUACUCUUGUGCCAUCGGCAUGGGACUGAGUGCCUUGUUCUUGGGUUUAGUAAAACCUGCUAAGAAAGGAUCACUGUGUAGGACGAGGAACUCAAAAUCCUGUGAAGACACACUUGAAGUAAAAGCGCCCUUUGAAGAAAAAAGUGAAGUCGAUAAACUGGACAAAAAAACUGACAGUCCAGAGGAUUGCACAGAAGAUGACAACUUGGACCACAACCAGGCGGCUGCAACGGGAGAUGGCCGUUGA